UGGAUGGAUGGUGGUUGGAGGAGGGUGGAUGGAGAAUGGAGGAUGGAUGAAUGGGAGGACAGACGGUCAUCCACUUCUGUGAUCAUUGAAUUUAACAGCCACAGUGAGGCUCAGGGGGAAUGAGGCAGUUGAGAUAAGGCGUAGGUAGCAGCUUGUCACCAUGGGCUCUGCUAGAGUGAGGUCCCCUUGGUCAACGGCCCUAGCAUUGGUUAAGUUUUGCGGCAGCACUAGCAUGUCUGCUAAGUAACAUGUGUCCUGUCGCCUUUCAACAGCCUGGCAUCCGGGUGGCUUUUUCUCAGGAGUCACUUAGGGAUGUGCCCCUGGGAGUCAGCACCAUGGGUGGGAGCUGGCUUCUCUUCCUGUCUCAUGGUCGUUGUCUGGCCUUGUUUGUGGCAUCUCUGGCCAUGUAUAGCUCUUCCCCAGCAGCCUACCAUCAGACCAGGAGGAACCCCAGCCCCUUCCUGGGCACACCUCUCACAUCACAGUGGGGUGACCUCCUAGUGCUGCCUGCCCCACAGCUGUUAGAGACCCUCCCUGGGAGUUGCAGGAUGGGGGCAGGCUGCCUCAUCACCCAAGUGUUAGAGCACAGACACCUGUCCGAGAUGCGGGGUGUUAACCCUGGGUGGUGGAGAGGGUGCCCCGCACACUCCCUACAGCAGCCGUGGGAAGGGGCAGUGCCGGGAAGGGCUGCAGCCGGGCCAGCUCUGUCUCUCCACAGCUGGGGCUGCCCGAAGCAGAAGUACACCUUCAACGAGUCGUCCUCGGAGAUCAACUGGGCACCUAUCCUGUGGGUGGAAAGGAAGAUGGCUCUGUGGGCGAUUCAGGUCACCGUGGCCAUAAUAAGCUUCCUGGAGACCAUGCUUCUCAUUUACCUCAGCUACAAAGGCAACAUCUGGGAGCAGAUCUUCCGUGUCUCCUUCGUGCUGGAGAUGAUCAACACGCUGCCUUUCAUCAUCACGAUAUUCUGGGCGCCUCUGAGGAAUCUGUUCAUCCCCGUGUUUCUGAACUGCUGGCUGGCCAAGCAUGCGCUGGAGAACAUGAUCAACGACUUCCACCGGGCCAUCCUGCGGACGCAGUCGGCCAUGUUCAACCAGGUCCUGAUACUCUUCUGCACCCUGCUAUGCCUGCUCUUCACAGGGACCUGUGGCAUCCAGCACCUGGAGCGAGCGGGCGAGAACCUGUCCCUCCUGACGUCCUUCUACUUCUGCAUUGUCACUUUCUCCACCGUGGGCUACGGCGAUGUGACGCCCAAGAUCUGGCCGUCCCAGCUGCUGGUGGUCAUCAUGAUCUGCGUGGCGCUGGUGGUGCUCCCUCUGCAGUUUGAGGAGCUCGUCUACCUGUGGAUGGAGCGGCAGAAGUCCGGGGGGAAUUACAGCCGCCACCGGGCCCAGACAGAGAGGCACGUGGUCCUGUGCGUCAGCUCCCUCAAGAUAGACCUGCUCAUGGACUUUCUGAACGAGUUUUACGCCCACCCCCGGCUCCAGGACUAUUACGUGGUCAUCCUGUGCCCCACCGAGAUGGACAUCCAGGUCCGCAGGGUCCUUCAGAUCCCCCUGUGGUCCCAGCGGGUCAUUUACCUCCAGGGCUCCGCGCUCAAGGACCAGGACCUCAUGCGAGCCAAGAUGGACAACGGGGAGGCCUGCUUCAUCCUCAGCAGCCGCAAUGAGGUGGAUCGCACGGCGGCGGAUCACCAGACUAUCCUGCGGGCCUGGGCUGUGAAGGACUUUGCCCCCAACUGCCCCCUCUACGUCCAGAUCCUCAAGCCUGAGAACAAGUUCCACGUCAAGUUCGCAGACCACGUGGUGUGUGAGGAGGAAUGCAAGUAUGCCAUGCUGGCCCUGAACUGCAUCUGCCCGGCCACGUCCACGCUCAUCACCCUGCUGGUGCACACGUCCCGUGGCCAGGAGGGCCAGGAGUCGCCGGAGCAGUGGCAGCGCAUGUACGGGCGCUGCUCGGGCAACGAGGUGUACCACGUGCGCAUGGGUGACAGCAAGUUCUUCCGCGAGUACCAGGGCAAGAGCUUCACCUACGCCGCCUUCCACGCCCACAAGAAGUACGGCGUGUGCCUCAUCGGGCUGAAGCGGGAAGAGAACAAGAGCAUCCUGCUGAACCCCGGGCCGCGGCACACGCUGGCCGCCUCCGACACCUGCUUCUACAUCAACAUCACGAAGGAGGAGAACUCCGCCUUCAUCUUCAAGCAGGAGGAGAAGCAGCGGCGCGGCCUCGCGGGGCCGGGUGGGGGCCAGGGCCCCUCCCGCCUGCCGGUGCAUAGCAUCAUCGCCUCCGUGGGGACUGUUGCCAUGGACCUCCAGCACACAGAGUGCCCGCCGGCACGAGGGAGCGAGGCCGGCAAGCUGGCACUGCCCACAGAGAAUGGCUCCGGCAGCCGGCGGCCCAGCAUCGCGCCUGUCCUGGAGCUGGCUGACAGCUCGGCCCUGCUGCCCUGCGACCUUCUGAGUGACCAGUCAGAAGAUGAGAUGACACAGUCAGAUGAUGAGGGGCUGUCAGUGGUGGAGUAUGUGAAGGGCUACCCCCCCAACUCGCCCUACAUUGGCAGCUCCCCCACCCUGUGCCACCUCCUGCCUGUGAAAGCUCCCUUCUGCUGCCUCCGGCUGGACAAGGGCUGCAAGCACAACAGCUAUGAAGAUGCCAAGGCCUACGGCUUCAAGAACAAGCUGAUCAUCGUGUCGGCCGAGACGGCCGGGAAUGGGCUGUACAACUUCAUCGUGCCGCUGCGCGCUUACUACAGGUCCCGCAAGGAGCUGAACCCCAUCGUGCUGCUGCUAGACAACAAGCCAGACCACCACUUCCUGGAGGCCAUCUGCUGCUUCCCCAUGGUCUACUACAUGGAGGGCUCUGUGGACAACCUGGACAGCCUGCUGCAGUGUGGCAUCAUCUACGCCGACAACCUGGUGGUGGUGGACAAGGAGAGCACCAUGAGUGCCGAGGAGGACUACAUGGCUGAUGCCAAGACCAUUGUCAACGUGCAGACCAUGUUCCGGCUCUUCCCCAGUCUCAGCAUCACCACGGAGCUCACCCACCCUUCCAACAUGCGCUUCAUGCAGUUCCGUGCCAAGGACAGCUACUCGCUGGCUCUCUCCAAACUGGAAAAGAGGGAACGGGAGAAUGGCUCCAACCUGGCGUUCAUGUUCCGCCUGCCGUUUGCCGCCGGCCGCGUCUUUAGCAUCAGCAUGUUGGACACGCUGCUUUAUCAGUCCUUCGUGAAGGACUACAUGAUCUCCAUCACCAGGCUGCUGCUGGGACUGGACACCACGCCGGGCUCCGGGUACCUCUGUGCCAUGAAGAUCACGGAGGACGACCUGUGGAUCAGCACCUACGGCCGCCUCUUCCAGAAGCUGUGCUCCUCCAGUGCGGAGAUCCCCAUCGGCAUCUACAGGACCGAGUGCCACGUCUUCUCCACCUCGGAGUCCCACGACCUCAGAGCCCAGUCCCAGAUCUCGGUGAGCAUGGAGGACUGCGAGGACACGCGGGAAGUAAAGGGGUCCUGGAAUGCGCGGGCAGCAGCUGGUGGCGGCAGCACCCACGGCCGGCACUCGACUGGCAGCGACCCAGUGGAGCACCCGCUGCUUCGACGCAAGAGUCUGCAGUGGGCGCGCAGGCUGAGCCGCAAGGCCCCCAAGCCGGUGGGGAAGGCGGCCGCCGAGUGCAUCAGCCAGCAGCGGAUCAGCUUAUACCGGCGCUCCGAGCGGCAGGAGCUCUCUGAGCUGGUUAAGAACCGCAUGAAACACCUGGGGCUGCCCACCACCGGCUACGAGGAUGUAGCAAAUUUAACAGCCAGUGAUGUCAUGAAUCGGGUAAACCUGGGAUAUUUGCAAGACGAGAUGAAUGACCACCAGAAUACCCUCUCCUACGUCCUCAUCAACCCCCCGCCCGACACGAGGCUGGAGCCCAACGACAUCGUGUACCUCGUCCGCUCUGAUCCCCUGGCCCACGUGGCCAGCAGCUCCCAGAGUCGCAAGAGCAGCUGCAGCAACAAGUUGGCCUCGAGCAACCCCGAGACCCGCGACGAGACGCAGCUCUGAGCCAGCCCUGCAUGGAGCCCUGCGCGUCGGCACGCAGCGUGAUGCAUGGGUGUGCAGGGACCUGGUCUGCCACGCUGGCCUGGCCCGCCCGGCCCAAAGCUGCUCCCGAAACUUGACCGAAGGGAGACCUCACGUGGGGCAGGGGUGAGACUGCAGGCGGGGAAGCCUUUUUUAACCUGUUUUUACAGAUCAACACAAGGUCUCUGCACAAAUGUUCCGCAGCUCCGCCUGGGCCUGCUGAGGAGCUCGGAUGGGAUGGGGGCUGGACGCUGCCCCUUGGGCACGGGCACACUCACCCACAUGGGAGCUGUGUUUUCAGGGCCACACACACACGUUUAUUCCACGGGGCUGCGCCAUGCUCUCGUGUUCUCCGCUCUGCGGGUCCCAGCUGGUCCUGGGCACACGACUGUCGGGGCCUGGAGCAGUCAAGCAGAGGCGCCGCCCUGCUGGUGGGAGAACCAGGGGAGCCCCUCCCGGAGGGAAAUCAAAGCGACAGAGGCCUCGCGGCUUAGCCAGGAGCCCAAGGCUGGGUGGGCUCUGGAGAGCACGUGACGGGGGAGGUGGGCCUGCUGAGACACCGGUGUUCCGGCAGCCACUGACUGAGGGAAACGAGAAAGAAGCCAUUCUCCUCUAUUUUUAACGGAACUUCCCUCGCCACAGCGUUUGUGGGCACGGGGCAUGGGCGGUGCUAUCCUGUUGCCUGCUCGACGCCCUUUUAACCGCUGUUCUGAAGCACAAUUCAGCCACUGGGCUGCUGGCCACGUCGUGGGAAGCAGCUUUUCUCAGUGAGGGAGGGACUGGGUGGCAGGCAUCCAUGAGGGGCCACCCUGGUUCCUUCGUGACUGUGACGAGUCGUGCUCGGGCCAUGCUGGACCCUUCUAUUAAAUGGAUGCUUUCUGCAAGCUUGA
Messenger RNA from Hipposideros armiger (great roundleaf bat), 4951 nucleotides. It is a transcript of the gene KCNT1, whose product is annotated as potassium sodium-activated channel subfamily T member 1. Gene Ontology annotation, molecular function: outward rectifier potassium channel activity; intracellular sodium-activated potassium channel activity. The transcript is spliced from 28 exons. The record is from RefSeq and is a predicted model, not a curated record. Gene Ontology annotation, biological process: potassium ion transmembrane transport. Gene Ontology annotation, cellular component: plasma membrane. The coding region runs from base 249 to 4043 and encodes 1264 amino acids. Lineage: Eukaryota; Metazoa; Chordata; Mammalia; Chiroptera; Hipposideridae.